Molecule: messenger RNA, 1155 nt
Organism: Spinacia oleracea (spinach)
Lineage: Eukaryota; Viridiplantae; Streptophyta; Magnoliopsida; Caryophyllales; Amaranthaceae
Exons: 2
Coding region: 1-1155 (384 amino acids)
Source: RefSeq, a predicted model, not a curated record
AUGAUUGAAACCCAAUCAGCACAACUUGCUAGCACCAUCAAGGAACAUCAAGUGCAUACUAGUUUCCCACCCCAAGGUCAACCUCCUAAGCAAAUGUAUGCGGUCAUGACUAGGAGUGGGAAGAUUUUAGAUGAUGGUGCUAAGUUAGUUGACGCUCCUUGGUCUAGGGGAGAAGAAUCUAAGGGAAUUGAGUCUACGGACUAUGUUGUGGUAGAAGAGGAGUCUCACGUUGAUGACGCGAGGGAUGGUGUGAAGCCAACGGAGGAUACUCUUCUACCUCUCCCUACUCCUACACUCCCCUAUCCUCAAAAAUUUGUUGGAAAGAAGUUGGAUGACCAAUUCUCUAAGUUUCUAGACAAUAUUAGCAAGCUUUAUGUGUCAUUGUCUUUCACCGAGGCGCUUAAGCAAAUGCCACAUUAUUCUCGGUUCAUGAGAGAAAUUUGUUUGGCAAAAGAACUUCACCCAAAAGCUGAAGAUAAUGCUCUUUGUGAUUUGGGGGCAAGCGUGAGUAUUUUGCCAUACAAAAUCUAUGAGAAGCUUAGUCUUGGUGAUCUCACCCCUACCCCUAUGUCUCUGCAACUAGCCGAUCGCUCGGUUAUGUUCCCUUUGGGUAGGGUUGAUGAUGUUCCCCUUGUUAUAGGGAGGUUAACUUUUCUUGUUGACUUUAUUGUCUUGGACAUUGAUGAGGACGCCCACACCCCUAUUAUCUUAGGGAAGCCAUUCUUAGCCACGGCGGGGCCUCUCAUUGAUGUUCAAGGUGGUCUUAUCACCUUGAAGGCGGGAGACGCUAAGGCUAGCUUCAAGCUUCCUAGUGAUGAUGGAUGUUGUUCCAAAAUGAAGAGUUGCAUGAAGAUUGAUACUAUUUCUUGUGUUGAGCAUCAUUGCUUAUAUGCUAAUUCUUCUAACAACUCUUGUGCUUCUAAGUUUGAUCAUAAGCUUGAUAGGAACAAUUUCAAUAAGAAGAAGAUGCUUGUGAGUCCCACGGUGUUGGGCGAUGCCUUUGAUAAUGUCACAACCAUUCCCGAGACAUUCGGGAUGGAUCUAGAUGAUGAUGGAGCACAAACUUCGGCUCUCAACGGUAAACAUUCCCCGGGCAUGAAGCCCAAGAGGGGAAAACAUAAGCCUAGGGAAGUUGGCUUGAUCCCGCCUCAAUGA